Messenger RNA from Equus quagga, 907 nucleotides. It is a transcript of the gene CIMAP1B, whose product is annotated as outer dense fiber of sperm tails 3B. Bases 98 to 859 code for a protein of 253 amino acids. Gene Ontology annotation, cellular component: cytoskeleton. The transcript is spliced from 7 exons. Lineage: Eukaryota; Metazoa; Chordata; Mammalia; Perissodactyla; Equidae. The record is from RefSeq and is a predicted model, not a curated record.
GCCGGGCGGGGGCGGGAAUGCAGGCACUCCACCUUGCCUUCCCAGCUGGGAGCCACGGGAACAGGUGCUGCAGGCCGUAAGCACACCCCACCGCGCCAUGGGCUCGGACGUCUGGGUCGGCCCUUGGCGGCCACACCGGCCCCGUGGCCCCAUCGCAGCGUUCUACAGAGGCCCAGGGCCCAAAUAUAAGCUGCCACCGAACACGGGCUACAUCCUACACGACCCGUCGCGGACCCGCGCCCCCGCCUUCAGCUUCGGCACGCGCCUCCCCACGCAGCAGACUUCGUGCGGCCCGGGCCCGGGCCACCUGGUGCCCGCUCGCAUGACUGUGCGCGGCCCAGACGGCAGCCCCGCCUACUCCAUCUAUGGCCGCCCGCGCCACGCAGCGCCCUUCCUCACUCCCGGACCAGGCAGGUACUUCCCAGAGCGAGCGGGGAACGUGACGUACCCCAGCGCGCCUCGGCACACCAUCGCUCCUCGAAACUGGGGCAUCCAAGCGGAGCAGCAGACCCCAGGCCCCGGGACCUACACAGUGCCCUCGCUCUUGGGCCCGCGCGUCAUCGGUAAAGUCUCGGCUCCGACUUACUCCAUCUACGGCCGCAGCGCAGUGGGCUGCUUCUCCGAGGACCUCAGCAAGACCCCGGGUCCCUGCGCCUACCACGUGGUGAACCCUGGGAUCUACAAGUCUCGGGCACCCCAGUUCACGAUGUUGGCACGGACUUCGCUCCCCCAAGACAACACCCUGAAUCCCGGGCCCGCUGCCUACAACGUAGACCAGCCCCGGAAGCCUCGCGGCUGGAGCUUCGGGAUCCGGCACUCGGACUACCUGGCCCCGAUCGUUACGGACGUGGAUGACUGACCGACCGGGCGGCCGCGGCCCCAUAAAUGUUUGCUUCAAGCUUCCCGA